AAUUAUUCUCCAUUCUCCAACCUCAGUUUGGGAUUCGGCUUCAAGAAUUAGGAAUAUUACGUGAUUUUAAAAAUAUUUAUACACUAUUUGUCCAAAAACAGUUAAUUUUAAUAUUAUUCUCAUUAAAAGUGUUAUCGUUAGUGUAGGCCUUAUUAUAAUUUACGCCCUGAGUUAUUGGUGUGCCCUGUGGUUAUUGCUACUGGUUUCCACUUUCUAGUAAUUGUGGACAGGAUACACACACACAGAAUGUUGGAUGGAGGUAUAGUUCAUCCCCAGCCUGGGGUGAUCCACCAAGUGCCAUAUGGCAUGGUGGCUGGUCCUGAUGGUGAACAUGCUCCUCAUGGACAAAGGCGCCGCUAUCCGGCUAGACCCAAACCUCCCAAUAAUAUAGAAAGGUUGCCUCUUGACGAAGCUGCUAAAAGGGAAAUGGAGUCCCUUCCUCUAAAGACUCCAGUGUCAGUCCUACAGGAACUACUAGCUCGGCGUGGAACAAUGCCUAAAUAUGAAUUAGUGCAGAUUGAGGGAAUGAUCCAUGAGCCAACAUUUAGAUACAGGGUCACUGUUGCUGAUGUUGUUGCAAUGGGCACAGGAAGGUCAAAGAAGGAAGCGAAGCACUCAGCAGCUAAGGCUUUGCUGGAUAAGCUCACUGGAGCCGCACCAGCAGACCAGCCCCCCAAUGGAACUAUACCCGAGCCUACCAAUGUGGUGACUUCAUUUGAGGACAAAUUGAUGGGCAAUCCAGUUGGCUGGCUGAGGAGUUGUGCAUGUCAAGGUUCUGGCCGCCACCCUCCUACCACGCGGAGAAUGAUGAUAAUAUUAAUAGACACACUCAAAUGGUUUGCUUUGCAGUAA
Leptidea sinapis is the source of this 852-nucleotide messenger RNA. RefSeq names its product interferon-inducible double-stranded RNA-dependent protein kinase activator A homolog A-like (gene Loqs). Lineage: Eukaryota; Metazoa; Arthropoda; Insecta; Lepidoptera; Pieridae. The record is from RefSeq and is a predicted model, not a curated record.